Physella acuta is the source of this 2181-nucleotide messenger RNA. RefSeq names its product ADP-ribose glycohydrolase MACROD1. Gene Ontology annotation, molecular function: ADP-ribosylglutamate-[protein] hydrolase activity. Lineage: Eukaryota; Metazoa; Mollusca; Gastropoda; Physidae. The record is from RefSeq and is a predicted model, not a curated record. Gene Ontology annotation, biological process: purine nucleoside metabolic process; DNA damage response; peptidyl-glutamate ADP-deribosylation. Gene Ontology annotation, cellular component: nucleoplasm.
UUUUUAAAAACAUGUUAUUUUAAAAAAUAACGGCGAGGGUGAACGAUUUGUUUUGCCACUUAGGCUGCUGAGAGAUUUCGCUAGAGUUAUCAUAGAUGUUACUGUUAGUCACUAAGUGGCAUGAUGUCAAUGAUGAGGCAGGAAAAUGCAGUGCAAUGCUAAAAUAACUUAGAAUAAGAAAUAACAAAAAUGCUAUUGGAAUAGAUUUAUUCAGUAGAUAGAGGCAUAUUUCAAUGUUUUUUUUUUUUUUUUUAAUACGACUAGAUCUAGAAUUCUAGAUCUAAGACUCUAGCUAUAGUCUAGUGACUUUAACUUUACAAUGCUCAAAUAUCAAACCGGAAGCGAAAAAAAAACAUUGACUUCUGAAACUGAAAAUCAACAAAACCUUCAAACAGCCGCUGUUCAUUUUUUAGAGAGUAAUCCCAAAUGCAGAAAGGAUCGGCAAAUAUUUUUACGGUUACAAAGUUUGUUUCUAAAACAAUAGGAAAUACGUAUAGAUCUAGAUCUAGAUCUAUAUCUAAUUUCAGAUUCGUCGAAGUCAAGUACAAUAAGUUACCAAUCUCGUUGCCGUUGCGUCUUUUAACCACUAUGUCCAACAUAGAAAGCAAUCAAAAGAAAAAUGACGCAGAUGAUUCUCCUAAGCAAGCUAAAUCUAAUGAAUCCAUUAAAUCUAAAUCUAAUGAAGACACUAAGCGAUCAUCACAUUCAGAUACUGAAGGGAAAAAAAGCAUUAUAGAAGAGAUGGAAACUGAAGUACAUGAGGACAAAUCUAAUUCUAAGACAGAAUUAUACUCAAUAAAGGACCCAAAAGCAAACCGGAGAUAUAUCAGUGCUCUUGAAGAAAAAGAGACGAUCCUAAAUCUGGACAUUGAAACAAAAAGAAGACUUUACAAAUGUAAAUCUAACUACACUCAAUUAAAGGAUGUGAAAAGCUGGCCAGAUUAUUUCAUAGAAGAAAAUAUCACAUCUGUAGCACCAGGUGACAGACUAGAGGGUGUUGAGGUGCGUGAGGACUGGAACCAGAAACUCUCCUUGUUUUGUGGAGAUAUCACCACUUUGGAGAUUGAUGCUAUUGUUAAUGCUGCUAAUGAAAGUCUUCUUGGGGGUGGAGGAGUUGAUGGCGCCAUCCACACAGCAGCUGGGCCCAUCCUUGUGGAUGAGUGCAGGGGACUAGGUGGCUGUGAUGCAGGGGAAGCAAAACUAACUGGUGGCUUUAAACUGCCUGCUAAAUAUAUCAUUCACACAGUUGGCCCCAGGAGGAAAGAUCCAGAUAAACUAGAGCUAUGCUACAAGAACUGUUUGAGUAUCUUGAAAGAACACAAGCUCAAAAGUAUUGCUUUUCCUUGUAUUUCCACAGGAAUAUUUGGCUACCCUAACGAAGAUGCCGCUAAGGUGGCUCUGGGCACUAUCAGGGGAUGGCUGGAGGAGGAGGAGUACGCCAAGGAGGUUGACAGAAUCAUCAUGUGCCUCUUCUUGAAAAAAGACAAAGAUAUUUACCAUAAGCUCAUGCAGUCUUACUUCCCUUUAGCUGAAAAAACAAUUCAGGAACAAAGAGCUGAAGAAAAUAAAGAUGAUGAGCAGGGUGAGUUCCAACCUGAUGCUGCCAGUAGCCCAGGGGGGACAGACAUAACAGAUGUUACACCUGAUGCUGCACAGGACAAAGAUGGUACCGCUGAUGCUGGUACAGAUGGCAAAACUGAGCCUGGUGCCACACCUAGCCCUUCGGGUGGCAAAGAUGUUUUUGGUGGGUCAGUUACUCUAAUCAAGUCUCCCCAUGGUUCCCAAGACACAUGAGUCAGAAGAAGUAGAGUUAAUCUGUUUCAAUGAGCUUGACAUAUAAAGGGAUAAUGCUGUCCUUAAUUAGCCUUAAUAUGCCCAGUCAACAUAAUUUUCCCUAAUCAGAGCUGGGUGGACUCACUCAGUGAUGUCAAAUGGACUUACAAUUUGAGAUCGGAACUCGAGACUUUAGCAAUCAUGUGCAAAAUGAGCAUCCAACCAUGCCAUCCCAUGUCUACCUUCUAUGAAUUGUAUCCCCUAUGUAAUCUGACAUUUUCCACUGUCCCCAUAAUUUGAAGACAGCUCCCCAUCUUUUUCCUCUCUCAGAUACCAAGUUAUGAAGUGCAAGUGUUGAAUGUUUAGAAUUGGCUAUGAUUUCAAGAAAUAAAUGUUUGAUGUUACUUA